Molecule: messenger RNA, 1083 nt
Organism: Haemonchus placei
Lineage: Eukaryota; Metazoa; Nematoda; Chromadorea; Rhabditida; Trichostrongylidae
Source: the annotation of a GenBank genome assembly
AUGGCGGCGACUGACGCGAUCAAGUUCAAUAAUGGAAAGGUGGUCUGUGGCCGUUGGAAAGUGCUGGCCAGGCUUGGUGCAGGCGGCUGCGGCAGUGUCUACAAAGUGGAGGACCUGAAGCGAAAAGGCUAUAUUGCUGCGUUGAAGGCGGAAGCAAUCAUUGAAGACGACAGCGGUGUGUUGAAGCUUGAAGCAGCCGUUCUAAAAAAGCUUGCCGAUCGGAAGAACGUCAUACGACUCCUGCAGUCUGGGAAACGGACCAAGUACAGGUAUGGUGGGAAUGCCUUUAUAGUAAUGACAAUAUGUGGUUCGGAUUUGAUGUCUUUGAAGAAGAAAACACCUGAUGGAUUUGGCGAAAGCACCAUUUUACGAAUAGCCAUUUAUGCACUUUAUGCAAUCAAGCAGUUACAUGAGAUUGGAUUCGUUCAUCGUGACGUCAAACCAGGAAACAUGAUGAAUGGGGCUAGUGGACGGGACAGACGAGUCAUAUUUCUUAUUGACUACGGUAUGGUUCGUAACUUUGUGGUCCGUGACGGUAAACGCAUUGCAAUGCGAAAACCAAGGAAAAACGUGCUCCUGCGUGGAACGUUACGGUACUGCUCGCUCAGCGUGCACAGACGCUUUGAGCAGGGACGUGUGGAUGAUCUGUGGGCGAUGAUUUACAUGCUGGGCGAGUUGUACGUUGGUUUGCCAUGGAAUCGCAUGACCGUCGAGAAAGAUAUUAUCAAAGUGAAGGAAAGGGAAUCAGAUGAGAACGUAUUUAAGGUGAGCCGUUAUACGAUAAGGCCGCGUAGUCAGCGAUGGAUUAUUCCAAAGACGCUAUGUAUUCUCAUCCAACAUCGGAGGGAUGAUGAUAGACAUCUUUUCCAGUUCAUAGGCGCAAUGAAGCGCGAAAACUACUCGUUUUCUGAGAAAUAUGAAUGGGAAGAAGAUACUCCUCAAAAAUCAAAUUUGGAAACCGCAAUCGAUUAUAGCGUUCGCGAGAAGUCGACGAAGAAAGCACUUGAUGGUUUCGAAAAAGAGGCUCUUCUAUACACCAAUAUUCAUGAAAGAAAUUUCAAAGAAGUGGUUCUGUCAAUUUGA